UGGAGCUGUUUUCCAGAGAGCUGUUAGAUAUCCCGGAACCAAUAUUGACGACACCCGGCUAUCCUUCUUCCCCCUCCAAUCACGUAGGCAGUAGUUGCAACUCUGCUGGAACAAGAAAAGAUAUGAAUGUCGUCUGGCGAGUGUUGGUCUUCAUCGGAGUCCUUUGGCGGUUUCACGACUGUGAGCAGUUUUCGCUAAAGCGGUGCCCGGGAGGGUGCAUCUGCGUGUCUCAAACUCAGGUCAUGUGCAACAGUGGCUCACUGCGGGAAAUUCCCCUGGCCCACAUGCCCCCGACGGUGGAAGUCCUAUCACUGCAGAAGAACAUCUUUCCGAUAAUUAAAAGCGACGCGUUCCUGGGACUGAAGGCACUCAAAAAGCUCUCGCUCGACAGGAACAACAUCAGCACGAUAAAACCGUUUGCCUUCCGUGGGCUUCCCCGGCUGCGGAGCCUCGAUCCAGCACACCCGCUGGCGACCGUGGCAUCGUUUGCCUUCGCCGGGUUGCAGAACGUUUCGCAAAUAACCCUUUCCCACAACAAAAUUUUGCGCAUCGAAGCGUACGCGUUCGCCGGAUCGGCCGGCAUCCUGCUGCUCAAUUUGGCCGACAAUCCGACGGUGCUGGUCGAGAAGAACGCAUUCUCCAAUUUGGGCUCGGUCGAACGGUUGACGCUGCCCUCCGGGAUUCGCAACAUUUCACAGGACGCGUUCAACGCGCUGGACAUGGUCGGACACUUAAAACUCUCGUUCAUGGACCUCACCGAAGUCAGUGCGUUCACGUUCCGUGGGCUGACCAACGUAAAGCUGCUUUCCCUCCAGGAGUCCGACCUCGGUGUCAUCAGUGCCAACGCCUUCGACGGACUGGACCACGUCGACACGCUCAGCAUCCUGAACAACAAAAUUGAUGCCAUCCAGGAGCUCAACAUCACGUACGCCAAUCACAUCAAAACGCUCCGAUUGCAGGGCAAUCACUUACUGGAAACGCCGGAGCCGGGCAGCAUCGUCCUGGAGGGGCUCAGCCAGCUGCACGUGGUAGGUAACUAUUUCCCCUGCGGUUGUCACAUCCACACCCUGCUGGACAGCCCGCUGGCGAACGGGUCCUACCCGAGCGGGGAGGACUUCCUUUCGAAAAACUACUGCAUCUCCCCGCUGGAGUACAACGGUCGGAAGAUGAGCAAGAUCGAUAUCUUCGCCAUCGGCCGGUGCCACGAGCAGGUGACGCGCGAAAACCUGGAAGCAUCAGGAGCGGCCAGCCGGCAGCAUUAUUGGACUAUUCUGCUAGGGAGGAGACGACCGGAGGUGACCGGUGGCGGAUCCAGCUUUUCCAGCGGGAAUUGCUGCAGCAGUAGUGGCAGUGGCAGUAGCUGGUGCGGUUGGCAUUGGUGGAAUCGAAUCAAUUAUUCAACAGCCGCACUGCUGCACCUGCUUUCCGCACUGGCACUAUUAGGCUAUUUUAAAUAUUUCAGGCUGAAAAUCAGUUGA
Molecule: messenger RNA, 1478 nt
Organism: Armigeres subalbatus
Lineage: Eukaryota; Metazoa; Arthropoda; Insecta; Diptera; Culicidae
Product: chondroadherin-like
Cellular component (GO): extracellular matrix
Molecular function (GO): protein binding
Source: RefSeq, a predicted model, not a curated record